Hemiscyllium ocellatum (epaulette shark) is the source of this 4675-nucleotide messenger RNA. It is a transcript of the gene fbxl17, whose product is annotated as F-box and leucine-rich repeat protein 17. Gene Ontology annotation, cellular component: SCF ubiquitin ligase complex. The transcript is spliced from 11 exons. The coding region runs from base 202 to 1965 and encodes 587 amino acids. The record is from RefSeq and is a predicted model, not a curated record. Lineage: Eukaryota; Metazoa; Chordata; Chondrichthyes; Orectolobiformes; Hemiscylliidae. Gene Ontology annotation, biological process: SCF-dependent proteasomal ubiquitin-dependent protein catabolic process. Gene Ontology annotation, molecular function: protein binding.
UGAUCACCGCCAAUGGGCCGCGCGGACGGCGCGAGCCGGCCUCUCCGUUGAAGAACGAGGCCUUGUACUGCCGGAAGGUCAUGCCUUAGAUCAUUCCCUCACUGAGAAGCUGGGUAUAUUACCUUCUGUCAGGUGUCUGUCAGUGCUGCUGUCUGGUAUUGAUGCUCAGAGAAACAUUUUAGAGAAAUUUGAGUCUUCUAUAUGGGCCAUUUUCUUUCAAAAAAUGGUAAGCGUGUGAAGAAGAGAAGACGGAAAGUUAAGAGGAACUGCUUUCUCCGUGGACCUUGUAUGUUGUGCUUCAUAGUUCACAAUACUUCUCUUGAUGAGGAUCAGUUUGAAAGUGCAUCCAAACUAGCUGAACGAUACGCUGCAUUGACCACGACAGAGGAAUGUGCUAAGUUUCUUCUUUCUCCCAAGGAACUUGCUAUCUGGGAAGAACAAGGCAAGAGUUUAUUUUCGAGUGUUCCAACCAAACUGAUUGGGCCACCUCUAUUUAGAACAGUCUCUUCAGACUAUUUGGAGAUGCCAGUUUGCAAACGUAAAUGUGCUGGAGUGCAAACGUGUACACCUCAUAAACUGCCUCGUUCUGCAUUGGAGGGCGUUCCUGACACUGGUUUAAAUAAUGACAUAGCAGAGCAUCCAGUACCCGUGUGUACUUUGCCAGCUUCCACAGCAGAAUGCACUAGUGUAGGUCCUCAGGGGAACAUGGGUGACUGCUCUUCUCUGCUACAAUGUCCAGUGUCCCCUUUGGGACCUGAAGACAAUGAACGUCUUCCCCAUGAUAAUUUUAAAGACUUAAGAAUGGAAUCUGAACCGCCGAAUAUAAAUCAACUUCCUUCCUCUAUACUUCUAAAGGUCUUUGCUCAUUUAACUUUAAAGGAACGAUGUCUUUCAGCAUCUUUGGUUUGCAAAUACUGGCGUGACCUUGGUUUAGAUUUUCAAUUUUGGAAACAGUUGGAUCUCAGUGGUCGACAACAGAUCACCGAUGAUGUGCUUAUGCGAAUUGCAUCAAAGAAUAGAAACACAAUCCAAAUUAAUGUUUCUGAUUGUCGGAGUAUUUCUGAUACAGGAGUGAGUUCCAUAGCAUCGCAAAGUCCAGGACUGCAGAAAUACAUUGCAUAUCGAUGCAAACAACUCAGUGACAUUUCUCUCAUUGCAAUUGCUUGCCAUUGCCCUUUUCUACAGAAAGUACAUGUGGGAAACCAGGAUAAGCUUACGGAUGAAUCCUUGCAGCAGCUGGGAGAGAAGUGUCCAGACAUUUUGGAUAUCCAUUUUGGUCAAUGUUACAAGAUUACAGAUGAAGGCAUGAUGGCAUUGGCACAGGGCUGCCCAAGGCUGCAGAGAAUCUACAUGCAAGAAAACAAACUGGUGACAGAUAAAUCGGUGAAGGCAUUUGCAGAACAUUGUCCUUUGCUGCAGUAUGUAGGUUUUAUGGGCUGUUCAGUUACAUCUCAAGGGGUCAUCCACCUCACUCGGCUAAAGGAGCUCACUAGUUUGGACUUGCGCCACAUAACCGAGCUAAAUAAUGAAACCAUAAUGGAAGUGGUCAAGAGGUGCCGAAACUUAAGCUCUCUGAAUCUUUGUCUGAACUGGACCAUUAAUGACAGAUGUGUUGAAUUCAUAGCUAAGGAAGGACGCAGCCUAAAGGAGCUUUACCUUGUGUCCUGUAAAAUUACAGAUUACGCUCUGAUAGCAAUUGGUCAGUACAGUACAACCAUUGAAACGGUGGAUGUAGGCUGGUGCAAAGAAAUCACAGAUAAGGGAGCAACUCAGAUCUCGCAGACAAGCAAGUCCCUUAGAUAUUUGGGACUUAUGAGGUGUGAUAAGGUGAGUGAAGAUACAGUGGAACGUCUAGUUCAAGAAUAUCCACAUAUCACAUUUAGCACUGUGAUGCAGGAUUGCAAGCGGACGCUAGAACGGGCCUAUCAGAUGGGUUGGAUUCCCAAUACAUCAACGGCAUCAUAACGCUGUCAAGAAUCUUCUGUAUUAUCACUUUGUCGUUCUUGUAAUUCUUAAAUACGGUAAUGUAGAGUGAGUACAAGAGAAGUCACAAGCAUUGGCUCUGCUGGACUAACCUAUGUUCACAAAAGACAGUACAUUUCCACUUGUAUGUUCCUGUUUUGACAAUCUUUGCCCUCUGAAGGUUGAAAUCAUGGAUUUUCGGAUAUCCAUGGAACAAAGUUUAAAAAUACAAUUCAGGGCAGGUAUCAGUUCUAUCACAAAAAUAGUUUUGUUUUAUGAAUCAUUUGAUACCAGCAUUCCUUUGUUUUUGUUUUCAAAACAGCUGUAAUCAAACGUGCAUUCAGUAAGUUUAAAGUGAAAGAUUUGUCUCCUUCCUAACUCAUUUUCUGUUAAAAGCUACAUCUGAGCCCCUAAUAGAUGUAAUGGGAUUUUUCAGGUGUGACAGUCUUUGACUAAAUUUAUUCAGUUAUUCUCUUGUUCAACAGAUUCUUUUUUAGAUAAUCUGUUAAGAUUACAUCUCAUUUUAUUAUAAGCUUGGUUAAAAAUCUGAAUUCCAUUUUGUUAAGUUUUAUUCAUCCUUGAAAUAAUCAAUUACACCUGAUGAUGAAGACUAGCAACAGCCCUAAUAAGAUUUCACUAUAGACAUAAGAAUCAAUGAAGUGUUUUUCCCCUAGAUCCGAACUUUUAACUGUGGCCAGCAUGUACAAUAAUGACUGACAUUUUAUUACUGUUUGUAUGUUUUUUCUACAUACACAGUUAUUAAGAACUGGCUUGAGCAAGACAUAGUUUUUAUAACAUGGUCAAAGUAAAAUAAAACUAACUUCUGUCAGUUAUAAAAUUGUUGUAAAUAUCAUGUCUGAACACUUUACUUAGCAGAAAAGAAGUGUUCCAAAUGGUAAUAGUUAAAGUUGAGGGAAUUAUGCUGGAUUUCUCUGUUAUUUGAUAUUUGUCAUUAAAUGAACAACUUCUGUGGAAACGACUGUAGAUGUUAUGUUGUAUUUCAAAUUCAAAAGUCAAGAGGUUCAGUAUUUUGGCCUUCAGUUUCUAGCCAAAGUGAUCCAACUUUAGAAUACAGAGCAAUUGUACAAUUCUUUACUUUUUGCAUGUGAUAAUUAUGUCCUACCAGUUCCUGAGUUACUUAUAGUAUCAUUAGAAAGUGCAGUGUGCGAACCUAUGAUUGUUUGAAAAUAAAGAGUCAACAAAAUGUUAGCCAUUUUAUCAAGAAAUCGUAGGGAUCUAAACGAGGAUGUGUGUCUUAAAUAUAAGUGAUUCGGAAAACAAGUUAUUUAAACCAGUUGGAGAAUGGACUUUAUUGUUCUGUGGCUAUUCUGAAAGUAAAGAGAGAGAAUGAAGGAAAAGGAAAAGACAUUUUAAAAGAUGUUUGGUAAAUGCCACCUUUCAGUAAUUGAGCUGCUUAAGAUAACUGGCAGUAACUGAGUGAUGUCUCUAACUGGUGGUCUCUACGGGUCUUGUCUCAGAUCCUGUACAGACACGUUAAACAAGUUUGUCAGUUUUCCGUUAGAUUGAUUUUCCUCAAGUGUAGAAGAAUUAUCUAACUUUGUUUCGGAAAUUCAAACCAUUUUCCCAAUAUUUUAUUUUUCUGAUUCAUUCUGCAUUGAAAUGUAUUAAAGAAUUUUGGAAUUCACAACUAGUGGAAAUAAUUUAAUUUGGGGAAUAUACCAACAAUUUGAGGAAUGUGUUGCAAUGUUUCUGUGGAAGGGUUAGUUAAAGUGCAACCUUACACAACUUUAGGUCAAUUACCAAAGGCUCCUGAUUAAAGCGAAGGAAUAUUUAUUAGUUAAAGUAGUUCCCUGCACCCUUUCUAUCUGAAUAGCAAUGAUAGUUGUAAAAUUACCUGGCUUUUGCUGUAAGAUUUGUUGCUUGCAAGGAAUCUCACCAUCAUGGAUGUCUUCAUUUCCUUGCUGCAUCAAUACUUUCAGUUGUACAAAACAGCCUUUUGAAUCUUGGAUUAUGUACCCAUUUCAGUGGAGUCAUGUAGGAAGGUGAGCCAGUUCAGAGUGAGCCCAGCAAAUGCUCCCUUCACACAGGAUAGACAAUGAAGAAACAGGCAAUUCACCUAGUGUUGAUAUUUGUACUCCAAGUGUCCCCUCACAUCUUAUCACAUUCAAAUCAGUCUUUCAACAUGUGUUUACUAUUCUCUUUUAUCUCAAGGGUAGUUGGAAAUGUGGAAUUGAGGUAACAAUCAGAUCAGCCAUGGUCUUAUUGAAUGAUAAAGCAGAUUCCAAGGGCUGAGUAGUAUGCUUCUGAUCCUAAUUUGUAUAUUCACGUACUGAUCCCGUUGCCUUUUGAAGGCUUCUAAACUAUUUGGCUUAGCCAUAUUUUACACUCAAAAUAAUUACUAAAGAAGAAUGUUUUUUCUAAUUUCCCUAUUGAAUUAAAUACCCGUAAUUGCUUCUUUACAAUAUCACCCAAUUUUGGCAGUAUCUAGCCAACUUUUUUUUGCCUCAGGAUGGCCUGGUGGUUCUGGUCACUGACAGGUUUCUGUCAGAUCAUGAAUUUAAUGGCAUUGCAAUGCAAUACCUUACUGAGAUGUGAAAAUCCUUUCAACAGAAAGUUUCCCUCAGAUUUUUAUUCCUUUUUAAAGAUUUGGAUGUUCUGUAAUUCUAUACAUUUUCCAAAUAGUAAUAAGUUCAAAACAAUUUAGGACUGUUUCAUAUUAAUACAUAAUCCCCAAAUCUUACAUUUUAAAUAA